AUGAUGAUGACGAUGAUCACAGCGCCACCGACCUCAACAGUUCCUCCGGCGAUUCCGUCGUCCUCGAUGUUGAUAUCUCCACCGAGAAUGCCGCUUCCUCCGUCUCUGAUUCACCUGAAUGUUACAGGAGAAGCAUCAAGUCCUGGGAAAUUGAGGUCACGUUCCAGUCUUCGUCAGAAAGCUAAAGCAUUCAAAGAUAAUCACAGGUUAGGGAUGGUGGUUGCCAAGCUUUUUGAUGAAAAGAUUCCUCUCAAGAAGAAGCUGAAAUUGGUUAAUCGGCUUGCGAGCGUUAAAGAGGAUGGAACCGUUCAGUUUGAUGUUCCUGGGGAUAUAAAACCCCAGAGCCUUGAUUUUGGAACUGGGGUUGUCUAUCAUGAAGCUGCUGGUGAAGAAUGUGCUGACAUGGCCGCCGUUAAAGAAAUUCCUCCCCUACAAAUAGUAAUGCUCAUAGUUGGAACCCGAGGAGAUGUGCAGCCAUUUGUUGCAAUUGCAAAGCGUUUGCAGGAAGACGGCCACAGGGUAAGACUGGCGACCCAUGCCAAUUUUAAAGACUUCGUAUUGACUGCUGGUCUUGAGUUUUUCCCUCUAGGCGGAGAUCCAAAGGUCCUUGCCGGUUAUAUGGUUAAGAAUAAAGGUUUUUUCCCAUCCGGACCUUCAGAAAUUCCUGUCCAGAGGCAGCAAAUGAGAGAAAUUAUAUUUUCUUUACUUCCUGCAUGCACAGACCCUGAUCCCGAAACAAAUAUUCCAUUCAGAGCAGAAGCAAUCAUCGCCAACCCCCCAGCAUAUGGUCAUACGCACAUAGCGGAGGCACUAAAGGUACCACUACAUGUGAUCUUCACAAUGCCUUGGACGCCUACUAGUGAAUUCCCACAUCCUAUGUCCCGUGUUAAACAACCAGUGGCAAAUAAAUUGUCUUAUCAAAUUGUCGAUGCGUUCAUUUGGCUGGGAAUACGAGAUUUGAUUAAUGAGUUUAGGAAGAAGCAGCUAAAGCUUAGAAGAGUCACAUACUUAAGUGGCAACUAUAGCUCACCUCCUGAAUUGCCUUAUGGGUAUAUAUGGAGUCCUCACCUUCUCCCCAAACCAAAAGAUUGGGGUCCCAAGAUCGAUGUUGUUGGCUUCUGCUUCCUUGACCUUGCAUCGGGUUAUGUACCUCCGGAUGAUCUUGUACAGUGGCUAGAAGGUGGUGAUCCACCUGUCUAUGUUGGGUUUGGUAGCCUGCCUGUUCAAGAACCAGAGAAGAUGACACAGAUGAUUGUCCAGGCUUUAGAACUGACUGGUCAAAGAGGCAUCAUUAACAAGGGCUGGGGAGGGCUGGGGAAUUUGGCACAACCAAAGGACUCGAUUUACUUACUGGACAAUUGCCCUCAUGACUGGCUGUUCUUAAGAUGCAAGGCUGUGGUGCAUCAUGGAGGUGCUGGAACAACUGCUGCUGGUCUUAAAGCUGCGUGUCCUACAACCAUUGUGCCUUUCUUUGGCGACCAACCCUUCUGGGGUGAUCGGGUCCAUGCUAGAGGAGUAGGCCCUGCACCGAUUCCAGUUGAUGAGUUUACGACUGAAAAGUUGGUUGACGCUAUCAAAUUCAUGCUAGAUCCUAAUGUGAAACAGCAGGCAGUUGAAAUUGCAAAGGCCAUGGAGAAUGAAGACGGGGUGACAGGUGCUGUGAAAGCCUUCUACAAGCAUUUCCCUGGAAAGAAGACCGAGGACGACGAAGAUGACCACAUAGGACACGGGCAUGGACUUGGUCAUCCUCAUUCGAAGCUUUCCAUCCGCGGGUGUUUCGGCAUUCACUGA
Messenger RNA from Linum trigynum, 1791 nucleotides. Lineage: Eukaryota; Viridiplantae; Streptophyta; Magnoliopsida; Malpighiales; Linaceae. The record is from the annotation of a GenBank genome assembly.